UGAAUGAUGACACGUCAUGUUUCCACUGAUUUGUAGAUAAACAAGCCAUGCUGCAACCUCUCUCAGAUCACACUAGCCCAGGAUUCUAACCAGUAGGUCGUGAAAGACAUUGUCCUCCUAUCAGCACCAUGCCAAGCCAACUCCAGAGUGCCAUGGACGCACUUAUAACAGUUUUCUACAAAUACUCCGGGAACGAUGGAGACAAAUACAAGCUCAACAAGGGAGAGCUGAAGCAGCUACUGAACAGUGAACUCACUGACUUUCUCAUGUCUCAGAAAGACCCCAUGCUGGUGGAGAAGAUCAUGAAUGAUCUGGACUCCAACAAAGACAACGAGGUGGACUUCAAUGAGUUUGUGGUUCUGGUGGCGGCCCUGACCGUAGCCUGCAACGACUUCUUCCAGGAGAAGCAGAAGAAGAAAGCCAACUAACAGUUAAAUCCGAAAUGGCUUCCCCUUGCCUAUUUAGUGCACUUCUAUUGGCCAAAGCCUCAUAGGGCUAUGACAGGUCUAAAUAGGGCUCUGGUCAAAAGUAGUGCACUGCAUAGGGAAUAGGGAGCCAUUUCAAAUUGGCACGUGGAUAGAAAUAGAAUUAGAAACCAACAGAGGUAGAAAGUAACGAAUUACAACCACACCCAUCAUGCUGAACAUUGAAUACUGUGAUCACUUCUCAAUUCCCCAUGGUCUCAGUGGUACUAAAACCACUACACUAUAUGUUUAUCAACAGCAGAAGGAGAUUAGACUAAAGUCGAAAUCAUAAAUUGACAUACUUUUGCUAGAAAUAGGAUACUUCUGUCCCUCUGACGCAUCAAAACAGAUGAUUUCAAACAUGGUGUCACACUACCCUGAGUGCCAGACUGUUUCAGCUCUUAACAACACUUCUGGCCAGAGAACAUAACCACAGAGAUCUGGCUAGAGAACAUAACCACAGAGAUCUGGCUAGAGAACAUAACCACAGAGAUCUGGCUAGAGAACAUAACCACAAAGAUCUGGCUAGAGAACAUAACCACAAAGAUCUGGCUAGUGAACAUAACCACAAAGAUCUGGCUAGUGAACAUAACCACAGAGAUCUGGCUAGAGAACAUAACCACAAAGAUCUGGCUAGUGAACAUAAACACAAAGAUCUGGCCAGUGAACAUAACCACAGAGAUCUGGCUAGUGAACAUAAACACAAAGAUCUGGCUAGUGAACAUAACCACAGAGAUCUGGCUAGUGAACAUAACCACAAAGAUCUGGCUAGAG
Messenger RNA from Oncorhynchus tshawytscha (Chinook salmon), 1238 nucleotides. It is a transcript of the gene s100z, whose product is annotated as S100 calcium binding protein Z. Lineage: Eukaryota; Metazoa; Chordata; Actinopteri; Salmoniformes; Salmonidae. Gene Ontology annotation, cellular component: cytoplasm. The record is from RefSeq and is a predicted model, not a curated record. Gene Ontology annotation, molecular function: calcium ion binding. The transcript is spliced from 3 exons. Bases 129 to 428 code for a protein of 99 amino acids.